UGUUUUAUUGAGGGAAUGAAUAUUGGUGAAAUGCUUAAGAAGUUGGAGAAAUAUCUACCAAUGAAGAAAGUAGGUGGAGAAAAUUUGUCCAAGAGCAAAUCAUGGCAUGGGAGAAGCACAAGUACAAUAGCUCCAGAAGGGUGUUUUUGGGUUUAUGUUGGGCCAAAUAAAGAGAAGUUUGUUAUAAAAACAAAGUAUGCAAACCAUCCAUUAUUCAAGAAAUUGCUUGAAGAUGCUGAAAAAGAGUAUGGUUAUAGCUAUAGCCAAGGCCCAAUUUUGUUGCCUUGUGAUGUUGAUUACUUCUAUGUAGUGUUGGCUGAUAUGGUCAAUAAGAAAGAGAUUGAUGAUUCAAUAGGGUGUGGAUCAUGUAGUCCAUUAUUUAGUCCUAGUAGGCGUUUGGGUAAUAGCCAAAUGGCCAAGGGUUAUGGUUCUUAUAAGAGUCUCACUCCACCAAGAUCGUUCAAACGCCUCAACUCUUUCAAUUGUGCGUGA
Molecule: messenger RNA, 492 nt
Organism: Solanum verrucosum
Lineage: Eukaryota; Viridiplantae; Streptophyta; Magnoliopsida; Solanales; Solanaceae
Product: auxin-responsive protein SAUR50-like
Exons: 1
Coding region: 16-492 (158 amino acids)
Biological process (GO): response to auxin
Source: RefSeq, a predicted model, not a curated record